AUGCCGACCACACGUAAGGAUGCACCGCUACCCAGCAUACCACAGCAUGGACAGACUUUUACAUUCCCAAAAGACAGACAUCUGCUCAUCACCACGCCAAGACAUAUCUUUGCUUGGGACUCUAGCGGCAUCCAUGAAGUCUUCCACAGCAGCAAAGGCGGCAUCGUCGCCGCAAAGGAGGCCAAAGAUGGAUCCGGGAUGCUCGCGGUCGCGAGCCGUAACGUGGUCGUCAUGCAUGACACGAAGCGCGGGAAGGAGGAAAGUUGGGGGUUGAAUGCGCCAGAAGAAGAGGUUCGCCAUCUGGAGUACUCGAACGAUACCAAGUCACUAUUCCUGUCCAAUACUUCAGAUGGCAUCAUCCAGCAGUACAGUGUUGAGAGAUCAAGGCUGCUUGCGCCUGUGCAACAACACACUAGCUCUCCAGCCGCAGUCGCCAUUUCUCCAACAGGCCAUUUGUUACUAUCGGCGUCAAGCAGUCCGCCUGAGAUUUCUUUGAAGAAUCUGGCCCAUAAUACCGUGCCCACUCUGAUGAUGCCCGAAGCGUCAUCGGCAUCAGUAUGCUGUGCUGCGUUCCACCCUGAACGGCCGAACAUGUUCAUGCUGGCCUUCCGCGACGGCACUGUGAGUGCCUAUGAUGCUCUUCGCAUCAAGAAGGAUUACAACAGCUCGAGGGAAGAUGGAGAGAUCUCACACAUCCCGAACCUCCAUCGAAGCGUAGUCUUUGGAACUGCCUCGACGGGUCGAUCAGGCAUUGCAGCUCCAGUCAUCGCAGUGGCAUUCCUUCCUGGUUUCAAAACGAGAGCAAAAUCUGUAAGCAGCCGAGAGGACGCGAUCUUGAGCCUCGAAUGGGUGCGCGGUCCAUCGCCCAUGUCAAUCGAGGAUAACGUUGGUCACUUCAGUGACGACUCUCCAGCGGCCUUGGCACCGAAUACGAAGCAAACCUCAGCAUCGCGGCGACAGAUGAAAGUCAUAUCUCCUCCUCCUCCAGAACCGCAGCCUUCUGGCCUCGGCCUACCACCGGAUCUACGGCCGUUGAAGCCAGAUCGCGCAUCCAUAAUCCCCAAAGAAUUCGACCCAGGAUCUCAAGCACAACUUUCACGAGACAAGUGUGGGAUCAACGUGGCGGGGAUUCGCGCAAGCUUUCGGUCUUGA
Pseudocercospora fijiensis CIRAD86 is the source of this 1152-nucleotide messenger RNA. RefSeq lists its product as uncharacterized. Bases 1 to 1152 code for a protein of 383 amino acids. NCBI's taxonomy places the organism in Eukaryota, Fungi, Ascomycota, Dothideomycetes, Mycosphaerellales, Mycosphaerellaceae. Gene Ontology annotation, molecular function: protein binding. The record is from RefSeq and is a predicted model, not a curated record. The transcript is spliced from 3 exons.